Messenger RNA from Aspergillus calidoustus, 267 nucleotides. Lineage: Eukaryota; Fungi; Ascomycota; Eurotiomycetes; Eurotiales; Aspergillaceae. The record is from the annotation of a GenBank genome assembly.
AUGGCGCUCAGCUAUGGCCUAAUCGUCUUUCUCAUCCUCCUCGGCUGUCUCGCGUCCGUCGCCCUACUUGCUGCCGUCCUGAAACCAUUUAGCCAGGAAGAGAACCUCUUACGACGCAACAUACCGCCAGAACAAGCGGCCUAUAUGCGGGGUGUCAGGCAGACGAAUCUACAGCGGUUGCAUCAUGGUCGGAUGGCUGGGAGACUGCGGUCCGAUACUAGGACGGAUAUAGAGAGCUUGAAUCACGAGGGGUUUAGCGAUGAAUAG